Molecule: messenger RNA, 3549 nt
Organism: Aspergillus pseudotamarii
Lineage: Eukaryota; Fungi; Ascomycota; Eurotiomycetes; Eurotiales; Aspergillaceae
Exons: 2
Coding region: 96-2822 (908 amino acids)
Source: RefSeq, a predicted model, not a curated record
GGGUUUUGACAGAGACAUUUCUGGAUAUAAGAUCCUAUUGUUGCGAUGCUGUCUUAGCCUAAGCUUAGCAUUAUCACUCAGCAAGCGGUAAGAAGAUGGAUCUUGUACCCCCAUCUUACCAGUCCGCAACGACCAGAGAUGCGUGGUCCUUUAUUGCUACAUAUAUCCCAUCUAGCGACCUAUGCGCUGCUACAUUAGUCUGUCGGAAAUGGCACACACUUUUUAUGCCGUUCUUGUGGGGUGAUCCUGCAUCCCAUUUUGGGACUGAUAAUGAUGCCGUUUAUGUCGCCUUAACAAGGUUUAGGAGAACCCUAGUGUAUGCCAGGUUGGAGGUGCGGAUGCUAACACAUACACUUCAUCUUCCUCCCGCUCUUUCAGAAAUAUACGGAGGUCCGCGACCGGAAUGGCUGAGGGAGAUUCUCGAAUAUUUACCAUGCCUUCAGUCUCUGAUUGUCUCUAAAUUGCCCUUCUUUGACCAUAAUUCUAUGAUAGCCUUAAGAAAUAAUACGAACCAAGAACAGGUCAACGAGGCAGUCCCUCAUUCAUACAACGUUCGUCUGUUGUUGGCGGACCACGAACCUAAUACAACCUCUCAGGGGCUUGCAGAGGCUCUAUUGCGUUUUCAGGAACUUAUAUAUCUUGAUCUGUCAUAUACCACUCCAGCUCGAGACUGUAGUGUUCUAUCUGCUUUAUCUCAAUUGGAGCAUCUGCAGGUCUUGAAACUACGCGGCACUGGGUUAAGAGAUAGCGACGCGGAGUUCUUAGCCAAUGCUAUUGGCCUGAGAGUUCGCUACUUAGACUUGCGGGAUAAUAGGCUCACUGAUAUGGCCGUGCGGUCUUUACUACAAGCUUCUUUCCUAUCACCAGGUAAUCCUGCAGUCAGUCAUGGUCCAGUGGUGGGAACGAUAGCUCCAGGACCUUUCACUCCAGCAACAUCACCACCGACUGAUUCGAAAUGGCUCAGCUGUCCUACAUUAGAUGAGCAGUUUAUGAAAGCGUUAACACAGCCCUUGACGGGUCGUUCGUGGGUUGAGAGUGUACCGCAUGCGGGCAUUACACAUUUAUAUAUCGCAGAUAACCGGAUUACAGUCGAGGGUGUCGCAAGCCUUAUAGCUUCAUACCGACUUCACACUCUUGAUGUAGGAACUGUUGAUACCGCCGAGUCUAUUCGGGAUACGCGUGUUAUAUCUUCAUACCACAAAGACCCCCGAAAACUUCCUGGCGCUGAGAAAUUGAUACCAAUUCUGGGUUCUGCCGCAAAAGAGAACCUAACAUACUUACGUGCUCACCAUGCAGUUUGCACCGCCGAUGCCCCUUGGAAAGACUCCGUGUCAUCGGAUGGAUUUGUAGCUGAACUUCCGGCUGAAAGUGAAGAUCAAACCCCGGAGCUAGACGCCGCGAACGUGAUCCAUGAGCUCCCCGCAGAGGAAGCUCCCAUUUUUGAGCUUGCAGGGUCACCAGUACCAGAGGCAUGGAGAACAGACCUUCAACGUUCCGGAAAUGGUACACAGGCGCCUAUCCGUGAAGAUGAGCCAUUGCCCAUACGAAGACGAGGCUCUGUUUUUGCCCCUGAGGUGGUUGAGACUCCCCACAUCAGGACAGAUGGUGAUGCUACACAUAUUACCAUUAGUCCGCUCCAUCCAGCCCAGGCUCAAGAAGGCUUAAUCCCGACCGAGUCGGAGUUCAAUGAGAACUCGGAGACGCCUGGUACGAUUCCAAGAUGUGCAUCUCCAGUAAUGAUGGAUGACCCCAAAACCCAGAAAAUCCAAGAACUGGUGUCAAAAAGACCAAAGAAUUUCGUACUGCCUCGAAAAGAUAACAAGGAGAACGGUUUUCCUUAUCUGCAUCCUUCUUUUGUCCCCCAUCUUGAGACACUAGUCUUGACUGAUGUUCCGUCCCAUGUUCCCGCAAACUCCCCAAUCUUGAGGUCUCUAAUCCGCUUUAUAACAGCCUGCUCAGAUGAGGCGUUGCUGGCAACGCUUCAAGCAGGAUCAGACUAUUCGCUUCCUCCUGGUCGAGCUCGAGCCAAAGCUGAGCAAGAACGAUCUCGGUCUCUGUUUGCCCUGCGGCGCUUGGUACUUGAAGUGACUCCUGUUGAGAGAACAACGGCUAAAUUAACUGCGUGGAAACCAAUGAGCUACCAACAAGGGGCGCCAAAAUCAAGCACUGGGGAUCGAGACUUAGAAAAACUGUGGGCAGCAGCAGCGGACGACUUCAGUUUCUUUGGAGAGGACGAAUGUGGGGUCCCGAAUCAUGACCCGGGGAGGUACUUUCCAAUGGCUGCUCUCAACGAGAAAGUCACUUUGAUCCCGGAAGAUGACGAUUCUGGCAACUCAGGGAAUUCAACGCCGGUUACAUCUGCGCAGAAGUUGCACCGUCCGGAUUUCCCCUCCUCUUCUGGCAGCUAUUCUCGUCCCUCUUUCAACAACUCUGGACUAGCGCGGAAUGACGGCAGCGUGGUUUCGCCUCAAACCGAUGCUCCUGAGGUUGACCUCGUCACUGAAUUGGCCGCUUUUAGGCGUUUAAAGAAAGCUGAAUAUGAAGACCUGUUGCGCACGGACCGGAAGAGAAGGAGUACGGUAGGCACUACGUCUUCGCUCCUCUCUCCGUCGGGGUCGUUAUCAUCAUUCGGGCCACUGUCGCCUUCUCCAAGCCUAUCUACUCUGACAGCAGUCUCGGCACCUCAAUUGGCCAUGUCGCAUUACGUGGAAGGGUAUUGGAAAGGUGAAGUGAAAAUUGUCCGAAACCCCGCACCCAAAGGGCGGAGCGGAGUGGUUGAUAUGUAUGGGAAUUACUUCGAGAAAGGAUACCUAUAUCCCUGAGCCUUGUGAGCAUAUGCAUCGCUUGGAAGUUGCUGUUAGACCGCAGACGUGUAUUCACUCAGUUCUGUAUUAUGUCAAGAAGUUAGAUACCCCGAAACAAAACUCUAGCCGUGAGAGUCAUGGUGAUGCAUUUAUAGAGGGAUCUCCACAGGUAACCUGACAUAAGUAUAAUGGGACUGUAGUGGGGCUAAGGUAGUGCAACUACAAAUAGAGGCCACUAGAGCGUUUUACAAUGGAAGCGGAAUCGUUUUGAGUAUCUGAUCAUUUUCUCUUUCAGUCGUUAUAUGAGCUUGGAUUCCCAUUCGUCACCAAGUCAAAACGUCGACAUACAAUGGAAUCAUGAAAGCCCCUGGCCGAACCAACUAGGUGCAUCCGGUUCCCGUCUCCACUGGGCUAUGUUCGUUUACCUUUUGUGAACAGUAAAUGUUUAGAUUUUGUUUUGUUUUAUUUGCGUCUCCUGCCCACGGGCAACCCGUAAUGCAAGCCUUCGACCCCAAAACUGAAACCCAUUCAUUCCAUUUGAACCGAGUAAGAAAGUCUGUUCAGUAAAGAAACAAGAAAAGAAACAAGCCUUUUAAACUAAUCCCAUUUUUCUCUUCUGUUUCCCUUCCUUACAUAGCCUUAGCGGCCUGAGGGGGGUUCAGCUUCUUGCCGUCCUUGUUGUACCUGAUGCGAGGAGGGGGGGCACGGUUGCGACGACCUUCCCGGGAACGGACACUGUAAUAGG